ACACCUCCAGGAGAUCCCAUCCUCCAGCAGCAAUGUUUCCACCAGCUUCACCUGGGACUGGGACUCCAGCAAGACCUCGGAGUUUCUUUCCAGCAUGGGAGUGUCUGUCCUUAAGAAGGAUAAGCUGGGCAAUGAAAACACUCCGCAGGACCUCCUGGUGCCGUCGUCCUGUCCUCCUCAGAAACGGCAGAAGAUGAAGGAGAAGGAAAAGGACUUUAUCAUAAUGCGCCGGCCUCGGCUGCUCCGAGAGGCAGAGUCAGGUGUUUCUUGGGAUGCGCUUCCAGAUGAACUGCUUUUGGCGAUCUUUGCAUAUUUGCCCCUAAAUGACUUGCUAAAAGUUUCCCUGAUUUGCAAGAGAUGGCAUUGUCUUUCGUUUGACGAGUCUCUCUGGCACACUCUCGAUCUGACUGGUAGAAACCUGCUGCCAGGAGUAAUUGGACAGUUGCUGCCUGCAGGUGUUACUGUAUUCCGCUGCCCAAGAUCUUGUAUUGGGAAUCCGUUGUUUAAAACAAGCAAUCCUCUCAGAGUUCAACAUAUGGAUUUGUCAAACUGCACAGUGUCUGUUGCAGAUCUCCAGAGUAUUCUUUGCCUGUGUGAAAGGCUACAGAACCUCAGCUUGGAGGGACUAGUGCUUUCUGACGACAUCAUCAAGAGCAUUGCUAAGAAUCCCAGCUUGAUGCGACUAAAUCUCUGUGGCUGCUCAGGGUUUUCAGCAGAAGCCUUGGAGCUGAUGUUGAGCAGCUGUUCUAUGUUGGAGGAACUGAACUUGUCCUGGUGUAACUUCACAGCCACCCAUGUCAAAGCAGCAGUCAAUCAUGUUACUUCAAAAGUAACCCACUUAAAUUUAAGCGGAUACAGACAGAAUCUACAAAUAGCAG
Molecule: messenger RNA, 878 nt
Organism: Tauraco erythrolophus (red-crested turaco)
Lineage: Eukaryota; Metazoa; Chordata; Aves; Musophagiformes; Musophagidae
Source: RefSeq, a predicted model, not a curated record